Trichomycterus rosablanca is the source of this 1414-nucleotide messenger RNA. RefSeq names its product ubiquitin-conjugating enzyme E2D 4 (putative) (gene ube2d4). Lineage: Eukaryota; Metazoa; Chordata; Actinopteri; Siluriformes; Trichomycteridae. Gene Ontology annotation, cellular component: nucleus. The record is from RefSeq and is a predicted model, not a curated record. Gene Ontology annotation, biological process: protein K48-linked ubiquitination. Bases 137 to 580 code for a protein of 147 amino acids. The transcript is spliced from 9 exons. Gene Ontology annotation, molecular function: ubiquitin conjugating enzyme activity.
UGAAAUCAUACACUGUUGUUUAAACAGCUGCUUAAAUGUUACGAUCUGUUCUUUUAUAGCUUAUAUGCGUAAAAAAUAAAAACUGUGCUUUAUAAUCCGAACCACAGUCAGUGUCAUUUAACAAUAAAACGGGCAAAUGGCGUUGAAGAGGAUCCAAAAGGAGUUAACAGACCUACAGAGGGACCCACCUGCACAGUGUUCAGCAGGACCAGUGGGAGAAGACUUGUUUCACUGGCAGGCAACGAUAAUGGGGCCGAACGACAGUCCUUACCAAGGUGGCGUCUUCUUCCUCACUAUUCACUUCCCUACAGAUUACCCCUUCAAACCUCCUAAGGUGGCGUUCACGACGAAGAUUUACCAUCCCAACAUCAACAGUAACGGCAGCAUCUGCCUCGACAUCCUGCGCUCGCAGUGGUCUCCUGCACUCACUGUAUCGAAAGUCCUGCUCUCUAUCUGUUCCCUGUUAUGUGACCCAAACCCCGAUGACCCUCUAGUGCCUGAGAUUGCACACACAUACAAAGCUGACAGAGAAAAGUACAACAGACUAGCAAGAGAAUGGACGCAAAAGUACGCCAUGUGAGAGCGCCACCGUCUGCUCGAAGCCGCCACAGAGAGCAAACGACCAGGAGGAACCGGUUUUAACUUUUUUACACGCGAGGAAAAAACAAGUGGAUUGAAGGCUGGAUCAACACCAAGAUGAAGCGGAGGGACCAGUUAACAACACUGCACAUUGGCUGCCAAGUGCCAAAAAUCCCAUUGCCGUGUGCCAGAGCGUAACGGAUCCUCUGAGCGAGAGUCUGGAAAAUACUGGGAAAACCUCUGGCUAGCCAGACUCAUGAGUAUUAGUACUACUGCUGUUGUGAUGGAUUCUUUCUCCGUGAUCCCGUCGCCUCUUUAUCAUCUCGGUUUGUUGAUGCCUGUGCCAGGCUGGCACUAGACACGGUGGAAAUUCCCUUGGCCGUGCCAAUAUUCACAGCAUCUUGUUUUCUUUUCUUUUCUGUAGGUAUCAGUUGUGUGUUUUUGUGUGUUGAGAGUAUGAUCAGCCCAAAAGUAUGUGGACACCUGAUCUUGAGCUGCCUCUUUUCAAAACCGUGGGUUUCCUUUUGCUGACUCUUCAGAAUGGUUUCCAAAAGAUUUUGAUGUCAUACUGGAAUGGAACUGGAAGGUCAGAUGAUGCUUGCAGUGUUCCAGUUCAUCCCAGUUGUGUUCACUGGGGUUCACUGAGCCCUUUUGCAAGGAGCCCAGAACAAGGGACUGGUACUGUACUGCUGUGUACAUCUACACAGAGCCAUGUUGAGCUCUCCUUGCUAAGUGUUUUACAUGAAGACAUGAACAGUGUUCUCCUCAAAGCUCUCAGAACUGCAGAACUAACCUCGGACGUGUCGCAUUAGUAAAUAAAGCUCCUUUUGUUUUA